GAGGACCGGCUCAGCAUUGCCCAAUCAGCUGCCUACAGGCCUCGGUCGCCAAUCAGCAGGCGAGCCGAGCCGGGCGCCGCGGAGGGCGGAGCUGGACGGGGCGGGGCCUGUCAGAGCUUGAGCGGUGGACGCUGCGAGGAGCUAGAUGCCCAAUGAAGAGCCUCGUGCAAACAAGUGCUCAGAGAAUUUGGUCUGUCUGAAUAACGGUCACGAUGGCAGUUUUCCACUCUGCUCGUCCACUGGGAUCAUAAAGAGAACCACAUAGGAAAUUUCACAUUUUCUGGUAACCACAUCAAAGUUAUAAAACAGCACAUUUCAAGUACUAGCGGCCCCAUUUGGCUACUGAUCUCCACAUUUGGUUGACAUUUCUUGUGUGUGUGUGGACCGUGGCUGAAAUAGGACAUCAGACCGAAACUGCAGAGUCCUGAGGCUGGAAGACGUCCCUCUCUACCGGUCUCUACCAUGAUUCACAGUCUUUUCUUGAUCAACUCCUCGGGAGAUAUCUUCCUGGAGAAGCACUGGAAAAGUGUGGUCAGCCGUUCUGUGUGUGAUUACUUUUUCGAGGCACAAGAGAGAGCCACGGAGGCAGAAAACGUGCCCCCGGUGAUCCCCACUCCUCACCACUAUCUCUUGAGUGUUUACCGCCACAAGAUCUUUUUUGUGGCUGUGAUCCAGACGGAAGUCCCACCGCUGUUUGUCAUUGAGUUCCUUCACCGCGUGGUGGACACGUUUCAGGAUUAUUUUGGCGUCUGUUCAGAGCCAGUGAUCAAAGACAAUGUGGUGGUGGUUUACGAGGUAUUGGAAGAGAUGCUUGACAACGGGUUUCCACUGGCUACCGAGUCGAACAUCCUCAAAGAACUGAUAAAGCCUCCCACUAUCCUUCGGACCGUUGUGAACACCAUAACAGGAAGCACCAAUGUGGGUGACCAGCUUCCCACCGGGCAGCUGUCUGUGGUGCCCUGGCGACGGACCGGGGUGAAAUACACCAACAACGAGGCCUACUUUGAUGUGAUUGAAGAGAUCGACGCCAUUAUUGAUAAGUCAGGCUCCACGAUUACUGCGGAGAUCCAGGGGGUGAUUGAUGCCUGCGUGAAGCUGACGGGAAUGCCAGACCUCACCCUGUCCUUCAUGAACCCCCGGCUGUUGGACGACGUCAGCUUCCACCCCUGUGUCCGCUUCAAGCGCUGGGAGUCAGAGCGCAUCCUCUCCUUCAUCCCUCCCGACGGCAACUUCCGGCUGCUCUCCUACCACGUCAGCGCCCAGAAUCUGGUUGCCAUUCCGGUGUAUGUCAAGCAUGGCAUCAGCUUCCGGGACAGCAGCUCACUGGGACGCUUCGAAAUAACCGUGGGACCCAAGCAGACCAUGGGGAAGACCAUCGAGGGCGUGAUCGUCACCAGCCAGAUGCCCAAAGGCGUUCUGAACAUGAGCCUCACGCCAUCCCAGGGGACACACACGUUCGACCCAGUCACCAAGAUGCUGUCUUGGGAUGUAGGAAAAAUAAAUCCCCAGAAGCUGCCAAGUUUGAAGGGGACCAUGAGUCUUCAGGCCGGAGCUUCCAAACCAGAUGAAAAUCCCACCAUUAACCUGCAGUUCAAGAUCCAGCAGCUGGCCAUUUCCGGACUCAAAGUGAAUCGUCUGGACAUGUAUGGGGAAAAGUACAAGCCCUUCAAGGGGAUUAAAUACAUGACCAAAGCCGGGAAGUUCCAAGUUCGAACCUGAAGGGGGAGUUUUGCAGAGGGAACGGCCGUGUACACUUUUUCAUUUCUUACUUGUCGAAAAGUAAAAACUCCCCACCUGUGUCCUAGGUCAGUCCCCUCCUGGGCCCACGUGGGCCCUUUUGUCCCUAGCCUUCAGUGCUGUGGAACUAAGCAGGGGAGGAGAAGGUCCCCGAGGAGAACUGGUUGGAAUGGAAGCAGGGUCUGCACAAGCUGGCCCUCCAGGAGAGGUGUGGACAGAGGGCGAGGACCCUGCUACGUGAAACCGCUUUUCACGGGGUUACUUGGCGAAGACCAGCCCUCGAUGCUUGCUUGGCUUUAAUUAUCUAAGGUAGAAAACUUAGAAUGAGAGAAAGGUGGGAAGAAAAAUGAACGUUAGUCCAAGAAAGGCCAGAUGAAGCUCUGUGAGACGGAAGAAAGGAAUAGCAUUAAGGAAGGGUGGUGAGGCUUUCUAAAGCGAAGGUUGGCAAGAAAAGCCAUCAGAGCACGUUAAGGAGGGCUGAAAAGAGUAGGCGUGAGCUGGUUUCUUUCUGCCCUCUGCUCUCACGUACAAACACACUCAUCCCGCCAGAAUUGAACCGGAGACUUCUGAAAUCCGAGCCCGUGGUUGACGUGGGAAGUCCCCGAAGGACCGUUUUCCCUGAGGACUGUGGUGAGCACAGGCCAGUUUCGAUGCUUACCACGGCCUGCCAUCAGCACUUGGGUCUGUCCGCAUCGGUGACAGGCGACCUGCUUUCUUCCCGGCCUGGACGCCUACAAUGUCUCUUGCCCUCACCAGCCUUUUCCCUGUUGCCUGAUCCUUCUGCAGGAUUUUCCAUGCAAAGUAGGAGGGGCUCAGGAAAGCUGAUUCCGUAGCACCCAGUGCAGGCAGACUUCGCCCGUGGUGGGACGCAGGGGAUGGCCAGCUGGUCUCCCAUGCUGACGCUCGUCACCCUGUGCUCGCCUGUCAGGGCAGGACUGGGACGGGGCCCUAAGCCCUCCUCUCCGGACCUCCUCCAGCCCUAAGUGACGGAGUGGCUGGCACAAAAGCG
Molecule: messenger RNA, 2746 nt
Organism: Tupaia belangeri chinensis (Chinese tree shrew)
Lineage: Eukaryota; Metazoa; Chordata; Mammalia; Scandentia; Tupaiidae
Gene: AP3M2
Product: adaptor related protein complex 3 subunit mu 2
Exons: 11
Coding region: 463-1719 (418 amino acids)
Biological process (GO): vesicle-mediated transport; intracellular protein transport
Cellular component (GO): clathrin adaptor complex
Source: RefSeq, a predicted model, not a curated record